Molecule: messenger RNA, 603 nt
Organism: Bradysia coprophila
Lineage: Eukaryota; Metazoa; Arthropoda; Insecta; Diptera; Sciaridae
Source: RefSeq, a predicted model, not a curated record
AUGAGAGGCCUUGGGCUGCUCCGAGCGGAAUGGGAAGCGCACCUUCAACACUUUGCCAUAUCGAGCAAGCUUUCGAAAGUUGAGGACGGCUUGUUCCUGAGUAUCGCGAAUUGUGAUGACGAAAUGACGGCUUGCGUUAAAACUCUGAACGUUGUGGGUGAUACGACAAGAUCACUAAGAGCAGCACUGCGAAACGAAGCAUACGAUCGCUGGUGUAACCUAUCAUACCAAGGCUCAGGAGUCAUUCACUUCAGUCAGCACACAGCGAGCAACGAUUUUGUCUACAAUAAGAACUCACUUUCGUCAUCGGAAUGGGUAGCAGCAAUAAAGCUUAGCAUCAACUAUGCGAAUCUAAAUGGAGUACCAGGCGUCUCGACCACUUCCAGCCUCUGCCGUAAAUGUGACAGAGAGAAUGAAACGAUUUCACACGUAUCUGGAAGUUGUCCAUCGAGUAGCCUGCUAAUCACAGCUAGACACCAUAGCGUUAAGCAUACAAUCGCCGACAUGUUACGUGAGAAAGGAUUCGAAUGCUUUGAUGAAGUUUACGCUAUCGAUACCGACGGAAAAACUCGCUUCAGCAUCGAAAAACGCCUUCAUCAUUGA